Molecule: messenger RNA, 2821 nt
Organism: Dreissena polymorpha
Lineage: Eukaryota; Metazoa; Mollusca; Bivalvia; Myida; Dreissenidae
Exons: 9
Coding region: 57-1970 (637 amino acids)
Source: RefSeq, a predicted model, not a curated record
CUAUCUUCUCAUUAUAACUUUUCAGGUUUGCGAAAGUGUGGCACAUUUUCUUUAACAUGUCUCUAAUAAAGUGGAAUUUACGUGCUAUGUUUAUUAUAAUUUUAUCUGAUUACAAUUUGGGUCAGAUGCCAGUGAUAAGCUUAAAACAUGAUGGAUUAGGAUUUAACGCAGAAAUCAGUUGCUUUUCGUUAAAUCCUACCAUGGGAACAGUAAGAUUUUAUGAAAAUAAUGAAACGGUCAUAGAAAUAAGGAACAGCAGAAGCGGCUGCGAAAUGCGACCUGAUAAUGUUCCAAACAAACGGCUUUGUGGAUGUAAGGAUCUAUCAACAGUUGCUUGCAAUAUAUCUCUUGAAUUCUACUCAAAUGAAUGCAAAAUAUGGAUGUGCGAAUUCAUAGAACGUGGCCGUGUAAUUAUCAGCGAUUCUGUUAACGUUUGUAGCAUUGUUCGCACCAGUUCUGUGACAAGAUCAACAUCUGAGAGGAACUGUUCUUCGUUGUUUACAACCGAAUAUAUAGUGGAUUGGUUUGUAGAUGGUGUUGCUCUAAAUAUUUACAGUGACGUUUUUAAAAUGAGAACAUACAAUGCAAAGAACAUCAGUUUGCUGAUGGAAUCAUUUUAUCGAGAAGGAGAUGGUUCAAUCGUGACCUGUAAAGUUGAUGAACCCGCGGUGGAAGAGUGGACCAUCAAGAUAUUAUAUCCAACUGCAUUGUGCACUCAAGCAUCAACACUAGGUAAAGAAAUGACUGCUGGUACAAUAUGUAAAUUUACUCAUGGUAAUCCAAACAUCACAGCCGUAUCAGUACCAGAUCCAUCUUGUCAGCAUAUAACAACGGUUUACAAACCGGAAGUAUACAUUUCUCUGUGUGAUGCAGUGAACAGAGUGGACUUAGGAGCCCGCCGAUAUGUAGGAAAUAUCAGUGGUCUUUUCAAAUCAGAGUUACUGUAUCCUGCAUCCAUACUUGACUACCAUAUAGAUGAGAUACAUACGAACGCGUGGAACGUGACGUCAGAAGGAAAACGUUACAUACGGUUUAAUUGCCAUGGCGACGGCAAUCCACCUCCAAUAAUGAAGUUAAUAAAAGAAAACGAAGUUCUAGUUACCACAAACACAUCUUUUCAACAUAAAAUGACGUUUAAAAAUACCGGAGAUGUGGGCAUGUAUAUGUGUGUUGCUUCAAAUGUUUUUGGCAGUGCUAAUAAGGCGAUUUAUGUCCAUCCUCUGAAAAUAGAUUCACAAAAAGAAGACUUCCCUUCUAUGACCAAUAUGAUCGUGUACGUUGUCAGCGGUAUAGUCACUCUAGCACUCGUGAUUCUUGGUGUACAACGCCUCUGUCGCAUUUUCAGAUGCUCGAGACCAUCACCACCUGAAAUAGUUCGCCCCCAGGUGGUGUUUGUUAACAUAGCAAACCCCGAACAAACGAACGAGCAAACGGAGCAAGAUAAUCAUACAACAGACUUACAAGCUAGAAGGAAUAACAGCGUUCACCUUUACGAAUGCAUUCCACCAUCACCUAUCGCUGAUAUAUCAUUUGGCAAUAUUGGUGAUGACACUGAGUUUAUUGAAGUCGGAGAGCCACCUAUUGCGGACGCAGGUCGCUAUGAAAGUCUUGAUCAACGUACUCGUGAAUUUAUGACAUACAGCAGCAAUCCGCAAGAUCCAAACACUCGUGAAGUUAUGACAUAUAACAUCAGUCCGCAAGAGCCAAACACUCAUGAAGUUAUGACAUAUAGCAUCAAUCGGCAAGAUCAAAACAUCAAUCCGGAAGAUCCAAACACUCUUGACGUAAUGGUAUAUAACAUGAAAGUACAAGAUCCAAACACUCGUGAAUUUAUGACAUACAACAUCUAUCCGCAAGAUCCAAACAUCAAUCUACAAGAUCCAAACACUCAAGACGUAAUGACAUAUAACAUGAACGUACAUGAUCCGAAUACUCGAGGAGAUACAUCUUACAUUAAUUUGCAGCUUUGAUUGAAUCACUCGGAAACAAACAAAAUAUAUAUUAAUACCAUUUUUGAGACUUUAUACUACGUCGAACAGAUACGAAACUUAUCAUUUGAUCUGAAUACUCGGAAAAGAUGUAACAAUCUGCCAUAAAAUUUGCAGUUUGAUUCAAAUGCAUCCGAAAUAUGUGUAUAGGUAUGAAACCUACAACAAUUUUCAUGUUUUGUUUCAAAUACGCAGGAAGAUAAGACCUCACAAUUUGUAGAUUUGAUAAAAGAAAUACUUAGGAAAUUAUGAGAAGUCGGUGCAAACACGUGUAUUUGUUUGUUGCCGUACUGAAAAGAUAGUUUGCUUAUCUUUGUUGUUGUGUUUUCAUGGAUUUUGAUAUUCAUUUAACUGAUUGUGGUAAUGUUGUUUUUUUGCUUCGUUUUUGUUUGUUUUUGGUUUGCGCUCUGUCUGUCUGUCAGUCCGUCACACUUUCCUGGAUACUAUGAAAACCUUAAAAGAUCUUCAUUUUUUCAUGAAACUUGAAACAUGAAUAGAUGACAAUAUGGAGAUUAUGCACGUCAUUUCAUUGUGUUCCUGCGUCAAGAAUUUUGGUUGCUAUGGCAACAAAUAUAUAUAUAUAUAUAUAUAAAUCUAAAAAUUUGAAUUGCACAUAUAAAUAUCGGGACAAUAUAACGUUCGUGUAGAUGGCAUUGUCACAUUUAAAUAUUCCUUCAAAUCCCCAGAGAGACCGAAAGAGACACUUGUUUAUCAUAAAUGAUGUUAUUUUAUAUUAUUAUAUUUGUUACUGAUGUUAAUUAGAAGCAAAAAUUAAUAUUAACUUGUAAGGUAUUUUAUGAAUGAUUAUUCUAGUACAACUUUAAUAUGUUAUG